Molecule: messenger RNA, 5189 nt
Organism: Haliotis rufescens (red abalone)
Lineage: Eukaryota; Metazoa; Mollusca; Gastropoda; Lepetellida; Haliotidae
Product: amino acid transporter ANT1-like
Exons: 9
Coding region: 144-1835 (563 amino acids)
Biological process (GO): amino acid transmembrane transport
Cellular component (GO): vacuolar membrane
Molecular function (GO): amino acid transmembrane transporter activity
Source: RefSeq, a predicted model, not a curated record
AAUGUAGCACGCGUUGAUUUUGAGUUUUUCCUCUGGUUGGGAGUACUCACUCGCAAGAAAUAUUGUUCAAAUGCUAGAAUCCGAGGAAAAGAAGCGUUGAUUUCACAAGGAAAUUAGGCAGUAACUAAUUAAAAGAACUGAAAAUGGAAGGACUAGAAACCAGUUUUCAGGUCCUUCAUCCACAAAGAGGAAAUCCAAAAUGGUAUGUUCACAUCGGAGACUUUGCCAACAUGCUGAAGGCAUUCAUUGGGUCCAACUAUCUGUCCAUUGCCUUCGCCUUCCACCAGAGUGGCCUCGUGCCGGGUGUCGUGUGCCUGCUUCUGAUUGCCAGCGUCACAGACCACUGUUGUCACAUGAUCGUCAAGUGCAAGUAUAAGGCUAUUGAUGCGGUUGUGUGCGUGGAGUCAGUGUCAGAGACUGGAGCCACAAAUGACGGCGAUGUCGUCAUUGAAAACACCUUCAGUUUUGAACUACGACAGAAGAUGCUGAGGAAUUUAUCCUAUGGAGAUGUGGGAAAAAUCAGUUAUGGAAGAUUCGGCCUCUACAUUGUAAAUUUUUGUAUAUUCAUCACACAGUUUGGAUUUUGCAUAGGUUAUUUCAUAUUUAUUGGCAAUACCAUUCAAGCCAUAUUUCCAUUUCAUAUGUGCAAUUUGAUGAAUGGCACGUAUCUAUGUGGGGGUGACAACAGGACUUCAAACUACGGUGACACCUCUCUAUCUAGACGGGAUGUGUAUUCAGGGAGCAAUAACUCUAUAGGAAGUUCAAUGACACAUUUUUACCUGGCUAAUCAAGAAUCAGACUCCGACCCAUCAAUGUUGGAACUAGACAGGAACACGACAGGAAUGAAUGUGACCAAUAUCACCGCUAUCUCCACAUCCAUACUCCUUUCCACUGCUCCAUCGCUCAAGUUGUUGGUUUUGCUGCCUUUACCGGUUUUCAUUGGAUUUUCCUACGUGAGAAAUGUGCGUCACCUCGGGGGAAUAAGUGUGGGAGCAAACAUUUCAAUCUUCUUUGGAGCUGUCGCUGUGUUGAUUUACCUGAUGGCAGAUUUCAGUGUUAGCCCCUCGUACAGGCUGUACAACUGGGCGGAGUUACCGAUAUUCUUUGGACUUGUCACCAGUGCCUUUGAAGGAAUUGGCACGAUUAUUCCUAUUGAAUCCAGCAUGGAGGGCAACCGGCACAACUUUAGUGCAUUCCUUCACGGAGCUGUUGGCACCUUGUCUUUGGUUCUGUUGGCCUUUGGUGUUCUGGGCUAUCUGAAGUUCGGGGAGUCAACGAGUCAGAUGAUCAACACCAACAUCCCCUCGACCACCUGGGUAGCCACGGCCGUCAACAUCUGCCUGUGUAUCGGGGUCAUUCUCACAUUCCCACUCCAGAUAUUUCCUGUGAUAGAACUGGCAGAAGUCUACACAUUCGCUGAUGGGAAAUGUUGUGGCCCCAAGAAAGGAAUCACUGACAGACAUGCUGACUACAGUGAUCAGGACGCACUGCUACCCUCAGACUCAUCCAGUUCUUCCCAUGUCCCACUAGCUGCUGCCAUAUCCAAGGAGGUGUCCACACUCAAGCGGAAUGUGCUGCGCAUGUUUAUAGUGGGUGUAGCAGCUGGUCUCGCCGUCAUCUUCCGGGACAAUUUCGCUUACAUCGGAGCAUUUACUGGUGCAAUCGGAAGCUCGAUGCUGGCCUACAUCUUGCCGUGUCUGUUCUACAACAAGUUGUGCGGCCCCAGCAUGCCCUGGUACAUCAAGGCCAAGAACAUCAUCAUCAUCAUCAUGGGCGUUUCAUGCAGUGUGAUCAGUCUGUACUCAACCAUCAGGAACUUGGUUGACAGUGCAUGAGAAAUAAUCCUAAAGCCUUGCUUGCAUUCCAUGUCAGACGUUCUUCCAGCCAUUUGAUAUCAGCUACAUGUAUCUGUAUUGUAGAAGGUGUCAAAUGUAUAUCUGGGAUAGGUAUUGAAUCAUUCCAACUUAUAUUUUUGCAAAUGUUUAUAAGGUUUUUAAUUCCAGAUGAAGAUAUACACCAAUUUUUAAGACCUAUGUUAAUCCCCAAAAUAUAUUUAUCACAUAUUUUUACACCUUUGUCUUGAAACUAGUUUCAUCAUCCGAAGUAGAAUGGGUUUUUCAGUCAUGGUUCUCACAUGUUGUAUUAGUUUGUUUGUUUCAUGUUGUGAAACAGUUCCUCCUAACAGCUUGUGAGGAAGACUUCAUGUAUGGAUGGACAUCUGGGACACCUGUGUCCUCUUCACCAUAUUGUUGGUUCAAGGUGGUGUACACCUCCACGCCAGUUUACUUUCUUGCCCAUGCUCUUAGAGAGUGAGUGAGUUGGGUUUAACACCGCUUUUAACAGUAUUCCAGUUAUAUCGCGGCGUGUCAGCUUAAUGUGGGAGGAAAGCCCGAAGUGAUGCCGGUUUCUAAAACUUUGUAUUUCUUGUUUAAACUGUUGUCUCCAAAUGGUGUCUUUUUUUAAAAUGAACCCCAUUUAAUGACUCCAAGGUCUUGCAUUUUGACCAAAAAAAUAUCUUUACACAAGAAAUUGAACUGGUCUGAUAUAUCCAAGUUUAUCAUUUGUCUUCUCAGGUUGGAGAUAAAAAGUUCAUUUGUAACAAACAUAAUAUUUUUGUAAAAUAACUAUUACACAUAUUGGAUAAAUGUAUGUACCCCCAUCUUAUACAAGUGCCAAAAGCUGUGAUGUAAGUGAAGUGAGGGCGAUUCUGAUGUAAACCCUGGAACAUGGCGACAGUGGAUUGAAAACAUCGUGACAUGCAACAGCGUAUUUGUUCUCUUCUAACAUGACACUGCUUGUAGGGGAGAAUAGAUAGUGUUGGUGAGCUAUCACAUGGGGACGUAAUGACAUGAUUACCUCACGUAUCAAUACAUAUUGUUGUAAUUAGGUCACGAUACAAUACUCAUUGUUAUGUUUAAUUUGUGUUUAUUUUGCGUAAAAUUUCCAUCAACCAGUUUGUGAUAUCUCGCAUGACUGGCUGUGACUGGCUUGUUGUGAUAAUAGUCUAGUGCAAACAGAUGUAGCAUUUUGUUUCAUGAUAGGCGUUACGUCAACGCUAGCUCAAGUCGUUAUCAGGCCAUGGCUAUUGCAACAUUUACUUGAUAAAAUGUUUUUGUAAAUUGGUACUGCAUAGAAACUCAAAUUGAUACACAGGAGGCAUAUCUUGUAUCGUAUCAUCAGAUAUUAGGGUGAAUAAGGAUGAAUCAUGACACCACUGUGGUAACCUGUAGAUUUAACCUGUCUUAUUGACUUUGGAACCGAACACGCAGUUAAAUUUAACAUUUGUAACCUCAUGCUGCGUGUUUGGUUUCAAAUUCAAUUUACCGCGGUUAAAUCUACAGGUAAUCUAGCUCCACAGUGAACACACAGUAUGUUUAUCUCCAUGAGUAGAUAAAAUGCGAACUCUUUGGUGAUAGAAAUUACAGUCCAGUGUUUUGAGUGGGUUGUUGAUCAGAAAUUACUGAAUCACCGACAACAGCAUUUAAACAAAAUAUAGCGCUCUAUAUGCUCAAGCAGUUUGUUUACAGCAUAGUAUGUUAUCUCCCAAUUAUGUGAUGAAACCAACAUAUGGAUAGCACCAGUUUAUAGUCCAUCUAAAGAAACAUCAAACAGUUGGUGAAACAAUGAGUAUCAACUCGGAGAUAGCCAUUACGAUGUCCUUCUAACUUGAACCUCCUGUAUGUCACUGAUCAGGUUGUCGCAUGCUGUAAUGGAACUUCUAUUUUCAAUGUUUGGAUUGAUAUUCAAUUUCGAUGUUUAGUCAUAUUUAACCAUACAAACACAAGCGGAGUCAUUUCUCCUGCUUAUUGGGAGAUUUAUCACCCUGUUUUUAAGAUAGUGCAGCUUGAGUGUGCAGCUACAUUACUAGCGUCAAUGCAUGUGUAUCCGUGCUUCACGUACAUAUAGGCCUUAUGAAAAUGUCGAAGUGAAAACCAGGAUCAUGGCAUGUACUCUUAACAUUACUCCUUUCACAUGAAAUUACGCACUUUUACCCAACUGAUGACGCAAAAGCUUCAUUAGUGUUGGCAUCUCUGCCUCUGCAUGUGCAAAAGAAUACCUGGGCAAGUGCAAUUUCUAUGGUAAAACAGGGGCUUGAUGAAUAUGAACACCUGUGACAAAAAAUAGAGCUGUAUUGUAAACUGAUAUACAUUAUAAUGUGUGUACUGUCAGGUGUGUUAUUGAUCACUGAAACUGAAAUAUUAAUAUGUUUAGAUCAUUAGCUGGGCUGUUGUACAAACAUCAGAUAUUUGAUUUGCAGUAAUGCACAUCAUGGAAACUCUGGAUCAUGUGACAUACUGCCAGGGUCACCUUGGGAAGGAAGUGACUGGCAUCCAGAAACCGGCUAUUUAAACUCCUUCCCAGUGGAUGUACAGGGGCUUCACGAAUAUGUAGUCUUCCAAUCAGAUAAUAUAUUUUCCCUGGAACAAAGACUCCUUUACACAUGUGUUGUUUCUGUUGGAUUUGACUGUAUUUAUUACUUCCUUCUGUGUUAAUGAAUGACAUUGAUGUGAUGACAAUAUAUACAACUCCAAAGAAGUUAAGGACAACCCGAUUCGUUAUAUUACUAUAUGUAAUCUGUCAUGCUGUGAUAGAUUAACAAUAGUGAUAUAAAAGAAUCAGGAGAUCCUUAACUUUUCUUACAAGUAUAGGUCAGCAUUCAUUCCUGUUUAAGUUUUCAUCUGCAUUUGUGUAAAGCGUUUGUCAAGACAUCUCAGUUUGUAAAAUAUGUUGCAAGAAUAGUUCUCAGUUUGUAAAUGUUUGUGUCAAGAAUAGUUCUCAAAUUGUUUCUUGUUUAAUGUCACACUCAGCGAUAUUCCAGCUAUAUGACAACGGUCUGUAAGUAAUCAUACCUGGACCAGAAAAUCCACUGAUUGACAUAAUGAGCACCAUCAAACACCAUCAAGGUACCAUGACAUGCAAUCAACCAAGUCACCGUGCCAACCUUCCGAUUCAUCGACACUCUGGUUGCAGGGUGGGGGACCUAUUGUGACACAAACUACCCUCAGUUCUCAGGUCGUAAAGUGGGUUCCAAGAAUAGGUCUCGGUCGUAAAGUGGGUUUUAGGAAUAGUUCUCAGGUUGUAAAGUGGGUUUUAGGAAUAGUUCUCAGGUUGUAAAGUGGGUUUUAGGAAUAGUUCUCAGGUUGUAAAGUGGGCUUUAGGAAAAGUUCUCAGGUUGUAAAGUGGGUUCC